Trichomonas vaginalis G3 is the source of this 278-nucleotide messenger RNA. RefSeq lists its product as uncharacterized. Lineage: Eukaryota; Parabasalia; Trichomonadida; Trichomonadidae. The annotation marks the transcript as partial. The record is from RefSeq and is a predicted model, not a curated record. The transcript has a single exon.
AUGGGUUUAUUUGGCGCAUUAGCAGGAGUUGCAUCCAGAUUUUUGCCCGCAGUGGGAACAAUAGCCAGAGGUGUAUUUGGAGUUGGAAGGAAGAUUUUGAGUACAUUAGGUAUACUUAAAGAGAAAGCACAACCUAUUAUACAAACUGUACAGAAAGGUUGGGAGGUAGCACGAGAUGCAGCAAAUCUUAUUCCAAAUCCUGAAACAAGAGGAAAAGUUCAAGGAUGGAUGGACAAUGUAGGAAGAGAAGCAGGAAACUACUAUAACAAAGCAAAUGA